Messenger RNA from Trypanosoma cruzi, 567 nucleotides. RefSeq names its product nuclear cap binding protein, putative. Gene Ontology annotation, molecular function: RNA cap binding. The coding region runs from base 1 to 567 and encodes 188 amino acids. Lineage: Eukaryota; Euglenozoa; Kinetoplastea; Trypanosomatida; Trypanosomatidae. The record is from RefSeq and is a predicted model, not a curated record. Gene Ontology annotation, cellular component: nuclear cap binding complex. The transcript has a single exon. Gene Ontology annotation, biological process: mRNA cis splicing, via spliceosome.
AUGGCGGAAUAUCUCGUUGACGUGACGCCGCGUAUGGCGUAUGUCGAUCGCCAGGAGUUGUUACGCUCACUAUUGUCUGAAAAGGAUUUUGUUGCACGGCGGCAGGAGCAACUUGAGAGGAGCACCACAGUGUACGUUGGAAAUCUGUCAUUUUACACCACGGAAGGGCAGAUUUGGGAACACUUUGCUUCAUGCGGACAUGUGCGGGAUGUUGUCAUGGGUCUGAACGAAGCGACACGGACGCCAUGUGGAUUUUGUUUUGUUGUGUUUGAGCAACAGUGUGCUGCGAUGUGUGCUGUGAGUGAUAUGCAUGGAUCACUGUUGGAUGAUCGCCGCAUUACGGUGUCGUGGGACGUUGGCUGCGACGCGUCGCGGCGAUGGGGACGAGGUGCGCAUGGCGGACAGGUCGUAGAUGUUCUGCGACAAAAUCUGGAUAGUGGGCGGGGCGGACUGGGGGCAUUGCGGUGCGGCGAGCUGCGCAUUGGCACUGCUCUGGCAGAAGAGCAGCUUGUGCACUACAAUUGGGUGCCGCCCAAACGUGUGCAGAAACACGCUCGAGGCACAUAA